CCCCGCGGCUCCGCCGCUGCCGCCGCGACUUGAGGGGCGCGCGGAGCUCCGUGCGCGGCCGCCCCGCUCCGCACCGCGCUCAGCUCCGCGCUCCGAGCUCCGAGCCCGCCGCCACUGCCGCCCGCACCGCCCCUUCCGCGCCUCUCCGCAGGACAUUAAGAGUUCAAGGAAAGCUUUCAAAGGGGAGUUUUCUGGGAAGGAAAUCAUAUUUUUGUGGGGGUUUUUUAUAAUGAAGAAAACCAUCUGAAUUGCCUGAUGUUUCUGUGGUAAAGUAACUUACAUUCUUGCAGCACAGGAGGAAUUCUUUCCUGCAUUACAAAUUUGGAAGAAAUGUUAAGAAGUAAGAGUUGGAAAAUGGUUCUCUGAAAGAGGUGUGGAUGUACCAGGAUGUACUACUGUACAAGGGUCAUACUUGGAUAAUUCUGGAUAGGAAAAAGCAUCCCUUUCCUGACCUCCUGAAGAGGCUGCAAUCCUUCAAGCUUCAGCAUAAUGAAUAGUUUGUAUCACGCGGCACUAAAGUUCCCUCCUCUGACUACUAUGCUGCACAGAAGAGUUUGUAAGAGUUACAAAGAAAGUAAUUCCUGCUAAAGGCAUUAAACCAAACAAAAGAGGCUCUUCAUUCACAGACUUUACAUGAGGACUAAAAUAGAAGGAAGCUGAAGCUUUUCUGCACUGGGGCCUGGUGUGCUUAUGUACCAUGAUAAAUCUUGGUUGGAAUGCUCAUUGAGUAUCGUGCCAGGAGCCAGGAAACACACACCACCACCACCAAGGACUAUCUGAGUAAACACCAUCGAGAAAAAACUGCUGCAUGGACUAAAGCGUAAGAGUGACUGGGCAGAAAGACAUCCCUUUACUGGAUAUCCUCAAGCACAAAACUUACUCAUACCUUUAAAUACGAUUGUUGAAGAUCAGAACUGUAUAGAAAUCUCAUCAUUCCUGACCAUGAUUAGUGUUACCUGGAGCAUCUUCCUAGUUUGGACUAAAAUAGGGCUGUUACUUGACAUGGCACCUUAUUCUGUUAGUGCCAAACCAUGCCCUUCAGUAUGUCGCUGUGAUGUGGGUUUCAUAUAUUGUAAUGAUCGCGAUUUGACGUCUAUUCCUACAGGAAUCCCAGAGGAUGCAACUACCCUCUUCCUUCAGAACAAUCAAAUAAAUAAUGCUGGGAUUCCUUCAGAACUGAAGAACUUGCUUAGGGUGGAAAGAAUAUAUUUAUACCGCAACAGCCUAGAUGAAUUCCCCACUAACCUCCCUAAGUACAUUAAGGAACUGCAUUUGCAGGAGAACAAUAUAAGGACCAUUACUUAUGAUUCACUUUCAAAAAUUCCUUAUCUGGAAGAACUGCAUUUGGAUGAUAAUUCUGUUUCUGCCGUUAGCAUUGAGGAUGGAGCUUUCCGGGACAACAUCUAUCUCAGACUUCUUUUUCUCUCUCGAAAUCACCUUAGCACCAUUCCCUGGGGUUUGCCUAAAACCAUAGAAGAGCUACGCUUGGAUGAUAAUCGUAUUUCCACAAUUUCUGAGCUGUCCCUUCAAGACCUUACAAAUCUAAAACGCCUUGUUUUAGAUGGAAAUCUUCUAAAUAAUCAUGGAUUGGGAGAUAAAGUCUUCAUUAAUCUAGUCAAUCUUACAGAAUUGUCAUUGGUUCGCAAUUCACUCACAGCUGCACCGGUGAAUUUGCCGGGAACAAACCUAAGAAAGCUUUAUCUCCAAGAAAACCAUAUCAACCGUGUGCCACCCAAUGCUUUCUCUUACUUACGGCAGUUGUAUCGCCUAGAUAUGUCCAAUAACAAUCUCAGCAAUUUACCUCAGGGUGUCUUUGAUGAUCUAGACAACAUCACUCAACUUUUUCUUCGCAACAACCCUUGGCACUGCGGGUGCAAAAUGAAAUGGGUACGUGACUGGUUACAGUCGUUGCCUUUAAAAGUGAACGUACGUGGACUGAUGUGUCAGGCACCAGAAAAGGUACGUGGAAUGGCUAUCAAAGACCUCAGCGCAGAACUGUUUGACUGUAAGGACGAUAGCAUGGUAAGCACCAUCCAAAUCACUACUGCAGUACCAAACACGUUAUACCCAGCCCAGGGACACUGGCCUAUUUCUGUGACCAAACAACCAGACAUCAAGACUCCCAACCUAAAUAAAAAUUACAGAACCACAGCAAGCCCAGUACGCAAAAUCAUUACAAUAUUUGUGAAAUCCGUAAGCACGGAGACUAUUCACAUCUCCUGGAAAGUUGCACUACCAAUGACUGCUUUGAGACUGAGCUGGCUCAAGAUGGGUCACAGCCCUGCCUUUGGAUCUAUAACUGAAACUAUAGUUACAGGCGACAGAAAUGACUAUUUGCUCACGGCUCUCGAACCAGAGUCACCAUACCGUGUGUGCAUGGUUCCCAUGGAAACCAGCAAUAUCUAUCUCUCCGAUGAAACGCCCGAAUGCAUCGAGACCGAGACGGCACCUCUUAAGAUGUACAACCCUACCACCACCCUCAAUCGGGAGCAGGAGAAAGAACCUUACAAAAACUCCAGCUUGCCCUUGGCCGCCAUCAUCGGUGGUGUGGUGGCACUGGUGGCCAUAGGGCUGCUGGCCCUGGUCUGCUGGUACGUCCAUAGAAACGGGUCCCUGUUCUCCCGGAACUGCACCUACAGCAAGGGACGCCGGAGAAAAGAUGACUAUGCCGAAGCAGGAACCAAGAAGGAUAACUCCAUCUUGGAAAUCAGGGAGACUUCUUUCCAGAUGAUACCAAUAACCAGUGACCAAGUGUCCAAGGAGGAAUUUGUAAUACACACCAUUUUCCCACCUAAUGGCAUGAAUCUGUACAAGAACAGCCACAGUGAAAGCAGUAGUAACAGGAGCUACAGAGACAGUGGUAUUCCAGAUUCAGAUCAUUCACACUCAUGAUACUGAGGGACAUGAAAGACUGGUUUGGGUUUUGUUGGGUUUUUUGGGUUUGUUUUGUUUUUUAAAGAAAACAAGAAAAGACUGACUUAACAGUCGCUGUUCUACUGCAAAACACUGGAUUAAAAGACUGACAAAGCAAUGUACUGUACAUUUGCCAUAUAAUUUAUAUUUAAGAACUUUUUAUUAAAAGUUUCAAAUUUCAGGCUACUGCUGCGAUUAAUGUAGUGGGGAUACCUGACCACAAUUCUAUAUUUUAGUAUUUUUUAGUAAUUUGUACUGUAUUUUCCUUGCUAAUAUUGAAGUUACAGACCAUUUAACUUUUGUGUUCUACUGAGUAAGAUGACUUGUUGACUGUGAAAGUGAAUUUUCUUGCCGUGUUGAGCAGUCAGAACAUUCAUCUGAGAUCCUUGUAAGUGUAAGCACAGGUCAUUUUUCACUUUGGUAUCAAUAAAAUAAUGUUGAACCUGGCAAAUCAGGAAGAUCAAAAAGUGGUUACAAAAACUCACAGAACUUCCAGUGUUGAGUCUAUUAAAUCUGUAAACCACAACAAUAUUCAAUAAACAAAAAUGUGUGUAGUAAUGGGCAAUAUCAGCUGUCUGGAUAUAUCCAUUCAACAGUGGUGAAAUCCAAUUUAAAUUAGAAUAAUCAAAUUGAUGAUGUGCAUGAGACUGAAUCUUUUGACAAGUGUUAAAAAAAAAGUGGUAGGCUCUACAAACCAAGGGGGUAGAUACAGUUCAGGAAUAGUUUUUUGGUUAUCAGAAUCAGUGGUCUGUAUAUUACAGACAAAAUAGUGAUGGAUGCUUAUUGAAGCAGUGACCCUUGAAGGGGGAAUAAUGUGCUCUGACUCCACGUUGCAGAAGGCUGAAUAAAUUGUUUUAUUAAGCUAAAUUAUAUUACAUUAAUUCUAUACUAUACUAGAACUAUAUCAUGCUAAAAAGAUACUAAAGAAAAACCUGUGACUGUCUCCAGACUGUCUCCAGACAGUCACAACACAGAUUUGACCCAAUUGGCCAGUCAGUCCAAACAACCUUCACCAGUGUCCAAUUAACAAAUCACUCUUCGGUAAACAAUCUCCAUAACACAUUGCACAUGUGUGAAACAGGAGCAGUGAAUAGAGAUAAGAAUUGUUUCCUUCUUUCUCUGAACUUUCUUGCUGUGUUUCACAACUUCCCAGGAAAAAUCCUGGGAGAGAGAGAGUCAUGUCUGUCUCUCUUCAGAGAAUGUGAAUACCACAGAUGCUCACAGGCAUUUGGGAGACAAGGGCAGGAAGACAGAGACAACUCUUUCAAACUGCUUUGAAAAGAAAAAGGGCUUAAAGUGCAGUUUCACAAGAAAAGAGAGCAGGACAAAACCCCAGGCAAUAAAAGCAAGAUCUCAAAAACUAAGGUGGUCCCAAAGGUGAGCAGACAAAUGGAGAAUGCAGCUAUUCUGAAGAAUAUACGAGUCUGUGUUCAUUAUAAUGCUGUUACAGUCAGGAAUACUGCCCAUUACUGUCACAGUUAUCCAGAAAUUCCUUGGUAAAUCUGUAAGGUAACAUGUUUCUUUCUGCCUUCCUGCUGAACUAUGAGCUAUUUCAUGUUUAAACCCCAAGCCACUCUUUGUUGCAAUAAUCAUUCUGUUUCUUCAACUAAAAACCAAAGUGCUUUGUAUGCCCUUUGGCCAGUCUUGUGUGUGCCUUGAUCCAACGCUACAUGUAUCAAGCUUUUAAAAACUAAGACAAAAGGAAAUAAUAAAAUACCCACCUUUUCAUACAUAA
This is a messenger RNA of Taeniopygia guttata (zebra finch), 4648 nucleotides long. RefSeq names its product fibronectin leucine rich transmembrane protein 3 (gene FLRT3). The record is from RefSeq and is a predicted model, not a curated record. Lineage: Eukaryota; Metazoa; Chordata; Aves; Passeriformes; Estrildidae. Gene Ontology annotation, molecular function: protein binding.